Molecule: messenger RNA, 687 nt
Organism: Pestalotiopsis fici W106-1
Lineage: Eukaryota; Fungi; Ascomycota; Sordariomycetes; Amphisphaeriales; Sporocadaceae
Exons: 2
Coding region: 1-687 (228 amino acids)
Cellular component (GO): membrane
Source: RefSeq, a predicted model, not a curated record
AUGGCUGGCCGCGCGUUCUCUCAGUUAUUGGGGCAAGGCUACAAUCAAGUCACAACCUCAAUCAACGAUGUCAACUGGGACCAGCUCGGUAAGAACGCCAUCGGCGUCACCGUAGCAGCAGGCCAAGGCCUCGGAAACGCUCUGGGACACGCCCAGACUGCAGCUGUCAACGUCGAUUGGGGCAAGCUUGGUAAGGACGCAGCGACUACCGCCGCGGCAGCGGGAGAAGGACUUGGGAAAACCUUACAGCAUGUCGAGACAGCAGUCAGGGAGACUGACUGGGCUGAAGUCGGGCGCUAUAUUUCUGCGACUGUCAAGAACAACCCAAAGACUGUAUUGGUUCCUGUCGGCGUUGUAGGGGGUGCUGUUACGGGUGGUUUGCUUAUGGGACCCGUCUUGGGCGCCGUAGGCUUUAGCAGCAUUGGUCCAGUGGCGGGAUCGAUGGCGGCAGGUAUGCAGUCAGCCGGUACGGCUGGCGCGUUGUUCAGCACGUUUCAAAGUGCAGCCAUGGGAGGCUAUGGAGUAGGAGCUGUUAUGGCUGCCUUCGCCGGUACCGGGGCCGCGGUCGGUGUGGCCGCCGGGACAGGUGCAGCCGUGGCUGUUGAAACUACUAGUAAUAUGGAUGAUCCCAAGCCUGCAGAUCAGGACAAGGCUACAGAUGAAGACGAAAAACCCAAGGCCGACUGA